AUGUUGCCUAAAUUUUUAACAAAAAGUUAUCCACUAAAUAAACAUUUAUUUUUAAUACCACGUUUUGCCUUGAGUCUCAUUGGAUAUUAUCCGGAAUCAGAGAGGACAACUAAGGUGCAAUUGUGGUCUUUCUUUAAUAUAGCAAUUUUGGGUUAUGGUUGUUAUGCUGAAUUUUAUUAUGGCAUUCACUACUUGAGCAUCGAUAUACCCUCGGCAUUAGAUGCGCUUUGCCCAGUGGCCUCAAGUAUAAUGUCGUUUAUAAAAAUAUUUUUCAUUUGGUGGUAUCGAGAGGAAUAUAAAUUUCUUAUAGAAAAAGUUCGUUAUUUGACGGACCAACAAAACUCCAGCGGUAAAGUGCAAAUGAAAAAGAAAUAUUUCACAUCAGCAACACGCUUAAAUGCUUUGGUAUUAUUUUUUGGGUUUUGUACCAGUACUUCAUACACUUUACGACCCAUUGUCACUAAUACGUUUUUGUACCUCAAAGGUCAACCCAUUAUUUACGAGACACCAUUUAAAAUGAUGUUUCCAGAAUCUCUUCUUUCAAUGCCAAUUUACCCGAUAACUUAUAUAUUAGUCCAUUGGCAUGGAUAUAUAACAGUUUUAGCAUUUGUCGGUGCUGAUGGUUUCUUUUUGGGAUUCUGCUUUUAUUUUUCCACACUUCUGAAGGCCAUACAACAAGACCUCCAAAGUAUAUUGACUGAUAUUGGAAAUAAAAACAAUAGCCGAUAUGAGUCCGAGGAUAAGGUUUGCUUGGCGCUGGAAGAUAUUAUAGAACGUCAUAAUGAAGUUGCCGAGCUUACUGACAAAUUUUCCUUGAUUAUGGUAGAAAUAACUUUGUGUCAUUUUAUUACCUCAAGUAUAAUUAUAGCUACCAGUGUUGUGGAUCUUUUGCUAUUUUCCGGCUACGGCGUUAUAGUCUAUAUAGUUUAUACUUGUGCCGUUUUGACAGAAAUUUUUCUCUACUGUUUGGGCGGAAAUACUGUUAUGGAAAGUAGCGAAGAUUUGGCCACAAAAGCCUAUAGCAGUGAAUGGUAUACACACAGUGUUAAAAUCCAAAAAAUGAUUUUGCUAAUUAUGGUACGUUCCCAACGAGCAAUUAUUAUAAAGGUACCAUUUUUUGCUCCAUCAUUACCAGCACUGACUGCGAUUUUACGUUUUACUGGUUCUGUUAUUGCUUUAGCUAAGUCGGUGAUUUAA
Messenger RNA from Lucilia sericata (common green bottle fly), 1197 nucleotides. RefSeq names its product odorant receptor 24a (gene Or24a). Gene Ontology annotation, molecular function: olfactory receptor activity; odorant binding. Gene Ontology annotation, biological process: sensory perception of smell; detection of chemical stimulus involved in sensory perception of smell. Gene Ontology annotation, cellular component: plasma membrane. Bases 1 to 1197 code for a protein of 398 amino acids. The record is from RefSeq and is a predicted model, not a curated record. Lineage: Eukaryota; Metazoa; Arthropoda; Insecta; Diptera; Calliphoridae. The transcript is spliced from 5 exons.